UGUAGGCUUGAAUUUAAGCGUAGAAGAAGACAACCGAAAAGUCAUGGCGGCUGACAGUUUGUAAUGAGCCAACGAAAAAUAGUAAAGAUUAUUACAAGUUGGGAUUUCGCAGUUUGAACCAGACCAGGGUUUAAAAUACCAACCGACAAAAUGCUGAUAACUUUGAAGACUUUACAACAACAGACUUUCAAAAUCGAGAUCGAUGAAGAGGAAACGGUGAAAACCUUAAAGGAGAGGAUUGAACAGGAGAAAGGGAAGGACCUUUUUUCAGUUGCAAGCCAGAAACUGAUAUAUGCUGGUAAAAUCCUCAGCGAUGACACAGCUCUCAAAGAGUACAAAAUCGAAGAGAAAAACUUUGUGGUCAUCAUGGUGACAAAGCCUAAAACAGCCUCAGCCACCCCGCUGCCUUCACCUGCUGCUUCGGCUGCCAGCUCCACAGCCCCGACAGCAGCACCCGCCGUCUCAUCGUCAACUGCAGACAAACCCACGGAGAAUCCCUCUGCUGACAGCAAGCCGGAGGAGAAGCCCACCUCUGCAGCUGAAUCCUCUUCCACCCCUGUCGAAAGCUCUGAGGUGUCGACCAACACCAAUUUGAUCAAUGAGGCGGUCUCCACUCUGGUGACGGGCUCAUCGUACGACGCCAUGGUCAACGAGAUGAUGCUCAUGGGCUACGAGAGAGAGCAGGUGGUGGCGGCUCUGAGAGCCAGCUUCAACAAUCCAGACCGCGCCGUGGAAUACCUGCUCUCGGGUAUCCCAGGCAGGGAUCAGAGCCCGCCAACAGGACCGGAUGCAGCGGUUCUUCCAGUGGGCGGAACUCCGGCCGCCCCCACUGCUGGCAUCACUCUUCCUGCCAGCACCGGCUCCUCACCCAGUGCAGGCGGAGGCAAUCCCUUGAGCUUCCUCCGAGGUCAGCCUCAGUUCCACGUCAUGCGGCAGCUGAUCCAGCAGAACGCUGCGCUGCUUCCCGCCCUGCUGCAGGAGAUCGGCCGGGAGAACCCAGAGCUGCUGCAGGAGAUCAGCAACCAUCAAGAGCAGUUCAUUCAGAUGCUGAAUGAGCCUAAUCCAGACCCCGUGCCCGCGGGCGGCGGAGGGGGAGCAGGAGGAGUGGCUGCAGCCGGAGGAGCAGGAGGAGCAGGAGGGAUGGGAGGCGAUACUCCGGGUGGAAGUAGUAUGAGCUACAUCCAGGUCACGCCACAGGAGAAAGAGGCCAUCGAGAGGCUAAAAGCCUUGGGGUUUCCGGAGGGACUUGUUAUACAAGCCUACUUCGCCUGUGAGAAGAACGAGAACCUGGCUGCCAACUUCCUUUUACAACAGAACUUUGACGAUGACUGAAGGAACCAUCUUCGUCGUUUUCACGCUUCUUCUUCCUCCACUUUUUGAUUGCAGAUGUUCAGUAUUUGUGUACAACAGCCCUUUUAAUUUGCAAAGUAUUUUAUUCACCACUUCCACCUUUAAUUCUCUUGGUAACACUGGAUCAUUAUCAGCUACUUGCUGCUGUACAAAAACAGUCUGUUUGUUGACAGGUUAAAAUGGAGGAAUGAUUAAAGUCCAAUGAUUUUGCAUCAGAA
Messenger RNA from Menidia menidia (Atlantic silverside), 1568 nucleotides. The record is from the annotation of a GenBank genome assembly. Lineage: Eukaryota; Metazoa; Chordata; Actinopteri; Atheriniformes; Atherinopsidae.